AUGCGUUUAGACACGAAUCGACAGCAGAAGUGUGGAUGGUCUAGUCAGUGCUACGAGUCUCUCUAUUCGAGUCGAGUGAACUUCCUCUUCCCUUUCACCACCACCACCACCAUCAUUAUUAUUAUUAUUAUUAUCAUCAUGACAGGUCGUCAUUGUGAGCUGGCGUCAUAUCUGAGACUGUGUCUUCUAACGGUUGAGUUUGGACGGCACAACUUCGCAGCAUGUAGACGUGCGUCUCUGGGGUGUCCAUUGCUCCACUUCCAGAGUAACAAGAGAACCGCAGAUUACAGUACUUCCGAUUCUUUCUAUAAGGAUCGUAAAAUGUGCUGUAAAGAAGUGGACGAAAAGACACAAAGCAGCGAUGGCAGUAGCUGUAGGACUAUUUCCCCGCUCUGGCGAUACGUCCUCAUUACUGGUGGCAUCACCCUCAUUGUUAUAGUCCUGGGCACCUCCCUGGCCUUCGAUUUUGGAAUGCAGGGACCUCUGCUGCUCAAAGUCCGCAGCAGUUCCCUCUUCAUCAAAUGGGAAAACUACUGCUACCGCCCCCUUCAGUCCCUCCUCUUGAGGGCCCUACAAUAG
Messenger RNA from Echinococcus granulosus, 579 nucleotides. RefSeq lists its product as hypothetical. The record is from RefSeq and is a predicted model, not a curated record. The transcript is spliced from 3 exons. NCBI's taxonomy places the organism in Eukaryota, Metazoa, Platyhelminthes, Cestoda, Cyclophyllidea, Taeniidae. The coding region runs from base 1 to 579 and encodes 192 amino acids.